Ceraceosorus bombacis is the source of this 2746-nucleotide messenger RNA. The record is from the annotation of a GenBank genome assembly. NCBI's taxonomy places the organism in Eukaryota, Fungi, Basidiomycota, Exobasidiomycetes, Ceraceosorales, Ceraceosoraceae.
AUGCUCGUGAUACCUCUCCGACCGACGGAGGCUUUGCCUGCCCCGGACACGUUCGCUGCACUGAAUGGACCUCCUUCAACGCCAUCCUCAUCCCGCUCGGGCUCAGUGGUCGCCGAUAGUGGCGUGGGACUGCGGCGGAGCAGCAGAAACCGCACUUUUUCUCGAAGUCGGUCCGUGUCUCAAGCACCCACACUGAAAGAAGAAGACGCCAAGCCCGCAGGCUCACAUUCGGCAGCGAGUCCUGGUUUGAGCACAAGGGUCCGCAAUUAUCCUGUUCCUGCUCCCUUUGAAGGAGCCGCGCCUAGCUACGGCUCACACACGCGAGAUUAUGACCGUGAUGUGGCAAGGGUGUGGGAUGCAGUCGCUGGGGCGCGCAGAGUGGUGGUUGUAUGCGGUGAGUUGAAGUCUGCGUUCGCGCGGCUCGACGCAUGCUGAUAGUAUGAAACUUCUCUGCUGCUCGUAACAGGUGCCGGUAUAAGUGUAUCUUCACCCGCCAAUAUUCCAGACUUCCGCAGCGCUACAGGGCUGUUUCGGAAGUUGAAAGAAAAGCAUCCAAAUGCCGGUCUGAGCUCUGGCAAGGAUCUGUUCGACGCCAGACUUUUUGGCGUGAGUCUUGCGCGAAUGUCGAGCAUUUUCACGCCAAUGACUGACACCCACGGCCUUUUGUGUGCAGUCUGAAGCAACCUCGGCCCUGUUCUAUUCCAUGAUUCACGAACUGAAACAGCUAGCGGAUGCCGCAAAACCCACCUCAUUCCAUUAUCUGCUCAAACGGCUGGACGUGGAGGGACGUUUGAUGCGCGUCUACACCCAGAACAUCGACAACCUUGAGGAACGCGCAGGCCUUUCGUUUGGCCUGGGCGAGACCGGCGAUAGCACCGCGACGAUCAGAGCGCUUGGCAAGCGAAAGCGCGAAGAGCAGAAAUGCCUUUCCAGUCUUCAAGGAGUCUCGAAUGAGCCUAGAUUGCCGAAGGGCCGCGGGGCUUGGGGUCGUACAGUGAGCGACUCCGCUUUACUGCGCUCGCGGGCUCAAGAGCAGAGCGACGAGCCUGUACCAAUGUUUCCGCGGACAAUUCCGCUUCACGGGAGUUUGUCUAGCCUAAGCUGUUCGAUUUGCCCCCACGAGCUCGCUCUGACAGCGCCAACGGAACACUCGACUUCUCGCCAGGCAACCCCUACCUCCGAGCAAGAGACGGAACGACUUCGGGCUUUGGAGCUGCUCGCGGGAGGCGAGCCUGUGCCGUGCUCAAGAUGCGAAGAUUACGAAAAUGUGCGUGCUGUUGCUGGUCUACGAUCUCGCGGCGUUGGUCGCAUGAAGGUCGGCGUGGUACUAUACGGAGGCCAAAAUGAAGGCGCUGAGCAGGUGGGCGAAUGUCUUCAAAGAGACAUAUUAGGCCUGCGCGAUCCGCACGAAACGCCAGUGCCUGAAAGCGUGUCGGAGCGCAGAGCAAGACAACGCAAGGAAGCGAAAAUGCAAGGCCGUACCACACCAAAGGACGAUCCCCUGGCGAGUCAGGCAAGCACAGCGCUGCAACCCAUCGUGGAGAUCGGUGGAGAGGACGUUCUCGCAGCAGCCUUUGCGGAAGACGAUUCUGCCGUUGUUCCGACCCCUUCGAUGGUUGUCCCAGCUCCACCGUCUACCGCUCCACAAUCCCCGUCGCUGCAAGCUGGCUCAAAGAAGAGAGCACGUGCGCCCCGGCUCAAGCCACUUCCACCUGACCUGCUGAUUGUAGCCGGCACUUCGCUGAAAGUGCCUGGUACCAAACGAAUCGUGCGAGAGUUUGCAAAGGCGUGUCGUGCGCGCGAUCACCGGGUCUACAACGACAGCGACGAAGAGCAGUCUGGAAGUGGCUCUUCGGGAAGCGACAGUCGGGCCAGCUCGAGUUCUCCAGGGGAUGACGAGGAGGAUCAUGACCCGAACGCCCCGAUACGCACCAUCCUCCUCAAUUACGACUUUCCAGGCCCAUCUCGAGAAUGGGAAGACAUAUUCGAUGUGUGGGUUCAAGGCGAUGUGCAGCAAGCAGCGCUAGGCUUGUGGGAGGCAAGCACAUAUCCGACGACGGAGCAACAUACCACUUCCAUGGCGCCUGGAUCAGCGGAGCCUGACCUUGCGCAGCAUAGCUGGGCCGGUCUUCGCGGAUACUUGGAAUCCGAGCGUAAGCGCGAUAGGCUGGAAAAGCGGCAAGAAACAAAGGCCAAAGCGUCGUCAAACGCAGCUGAUGGAGAGCAGAGUGUGCAGGCCAAUUCCCCAAGACGCGCGAGCAAAGCUCAGCAAGCCAAGGCCAAGGUUGGCGCAGACGUGGUGAACUCUGCGCCCCUUGGUGCCACGUGCGCUUCUGCUGCCGAGAUCCUGGAGGUCGCAAUCGAGCAAAAGACAAAGGUGAAAAAGGCGCGAGGUGACGGACCUGGCUCUGAAGACGCCGUGUCCGACGAGAAGGCGCGUGCGAAAGCAUCCAAUGCGAACCCGACAAAAACGAGAAAGGCUCAAACGCAAGCACGUAUGUGUCAUUCGCCGACCGCAUCGAUCGAAACGACCAGCGCCGAGCUGUCCGGACAAAGCAAGGGCUCAUCUCGUCGCGCUUUUGCCCGAUCGAGCAGCAAUCCAACGGCUGGUGCAGCCAUGGCUGGGACGACCCGCAAACGGAGAUCCAAAUCAAUCUCGCAAACUGCUACCAAGCCCAUCACCGCUUCCUUUGUCGGCACCAAGCCAAAAACGAGCACUGUCCAGGGCAAAAAGGGUGGAGAAUAG